UGUUGUGUCUUUAACAUGUAUAUUUUUACAUGUUAACAGUUUUUGAAAAUCCAGUACAUAGGCCAGAUGGUGUCUGAGUGAUAAUUUGUCACUUUAAAACGAUGUCAUCAUCGACGUCCUGUGACACGUCUCAAAAAAGGACUCUCACGAGUCUUCUUGCUGGUCGUGUUGUAAAGCAGCCGAAGCAGGAGGAUGUCCAGGGGCUGCAAGAGGCAGCGAUCCAUCUGUUGAACCAGCACCUGAACCUCUCUAGCUUGCUUCUCGAGGUGGGGGAGAAUGCAGAACAGAAAAAGACACCUGACGACCUUCUACCAGCCAUUUCCGGAUCACUCCUGGAGUCUGAGCUUAGGCGUCAGGCUGGGGUGCUGGGUAUCCCAGUGGUGGGUUUGUCAGUAAAGUUAGUACUGGACAGACUGAAGGAGAUAACUGCAGCUGAAGAGGAAGACAAGAGAACGGUACUUCUCCCAUUCUCUCAGCGAGUCCAGCUGUGUACCCUGCUACAGUCCACUAAGGAGUUACUGUCUCUGGGAUCCUUCUGUCCCAAGCUUUUCUGGCAAGAGUACUGGAAGGAUAAGAAACAGCCCAAGCUGGAGGUGGUACACCAUCUUCAUUCUUACAACAUCCUCUCCUUCAAGUACAUUUUGGAGCGUGCUGAAGGGAUUAAGUCAUGGUUGGUGUCUGAGUUGAAGGCUCUCUGUAGUUGGACAGCUCCACAAGUCCAACAAGAAGAGAAACAAAUCCGACAAGAAGUUCUAUCAACUGUCUUGGCAGUUUUGGUGGGAACAGGAUUCGAAGACAGUCUGGACCUGGCGGCACCAAACAAGAGAACCUGCCUGCUCUGCUCCUCAGUAAUGGAUGACAUGCUCUCCUGGCUUUUGGACACCUUGGAUAAGACACAGACCCAACAGUCUGAUGAAGCAGCGGCUGUACUAUGGAUACAGCUGUUUGAUGCAUCGUUGUGUGGCGUGUAUGCAUCACCAGAAAGCCUACAUCGUUUUUUCAAACAAUCCCUCACAUACACUCUUACCUAUAAACCUAGACUUAAAGUUUCAGAUGCCAUUGCCAAGCAGAAUGAGUGGAGCUUUGCUAAAAUCAGCCGGUUAUUAACAUCUCUGUUUCAUAAGCUGGCUGUGAUCUUCAGUAUAGAGGAGCUGCUGUGUCACCUGGAGCAGGUGUUAGAGACCCAUGAAGUCAACUGGAAAAAUGUCCUGUCCUUCCUGUCAGCUCUACUGGUGUAUAACCCUAACACUCAGGCUGGCCUCAGAGACCUUCUGUCCAGGCUGCUGAGCUUGGCAUUUCAAAGCUAUGACUCGGAGAACAUCGUCACUGCCUUCCUGUUGGCUCGCCAGGGGGCGCUGGAGGGACCCAGCUUCUUCCCCUCAUAUAGCGACUGGUUCAAGAUGUCUUUUGGGGGAGUAAGUGGUUACCAUGGAAGCUCUAAGAAAUCCUUGGUGUUCUUGCUGAAGUUCCUCUCUGACCUGGUGCCCUAUGACCCUCCACACUACCUAAAGGUUCACAUCCUUCAUCCUCCCUAUGUAGCCGUGAAACACCGGAGCCUGCUGCUGGAGUAUGUCUCUCUGGCUAAAACCAGGUUAACUGACCUCAAGGUGUCAGUGGAGGACAUGGGUAUUUAUGAGGAUGUUUCUGGGGCACCUGGAGCUCCUGUGCAGCCUCAGUGCCAGGCUCUUCAGGAUGUGGAAAAGGCAGUGUCUCUGUUUGAGAACACAGGAAGGAUCUCUGCGACAGUCAUGGAGGCCAGUAUUUUUCGGAGGCCAUAUUUUCUGACACGGUUCCUCCCUGCUCUUCUGACACCAAGAGUGCUCCCUGUCACGGCUGAUUCACAGAUGAGUUUCAUAGAGGCUCUGAAAAAAGCGGAUAAGAUCCCCGCUGCCCAGUAUUCUUGUUAUAUCGAGUCCUGCCAAAAACAAAGACAGCAAGACAUGGGAAGACUGUGCAUGGAGAAUGAUAAUGGUCUUCAGGAGGUUCUCAGAGUUCAGCUUCAGGAGUUACAAGGCCUGACUGUUGACGGCAAUGAAGGAGAGAUAUUGUCACAGCUGUCCAGGAUCUCCCAUACCCUGAGUGUCAUCUUUCCAGAUGGUCCUGGUGGACUUAUUGGCCAGACUGUCAUCAAGCUUAACACAGACCCGUACCUGUGCCCUGAGCUACAUGUGAAAGUGGUCAACAUGAUCCUGAGAAACUUCUGCCAGUGUAUGCUAGACACAUCCAAAACUAAUCCCCCUAAUAAACAAAGCCCAUGGGCAGCCCAGUAUGUCAGCGUUCUGCUUGAUCACACACAGCUGGUCUCAGUCCUGGUGCACAGGCUAUGGGACCUGUUUCGUAACCAGGGAUCUUCGUUGAGUGCUGCCCAUGUACUUGGCUUGGCAGCCUUUGUAGUCCACCUCCACGCCACCAGCACCAAAAGUUCUCUGGUGCAGAUGAGUCUGCCCCAACAGUCCAAGCCUGUGUGUUUGACAGAGGCUCUUGGUUCUGCCCUUCUGUGCACCACACACACCAGCAUGUCCUUCUGUCUCAGGUUCUGUGUGGCAGCUUUGUGUUAUGGGAUUUGCAUCGGUGACUCAGUGUCACAACUACAGUUGGAUCACAUUCCCAUCAACCUCUAUAAGAAGCUUCUGUACCUCAUCCCAAGACUGGUGCCUGAAGCUCGAAGGACUCCAGUGACCAGCGAAUACCCCAGGGCCUCUGUUUUGUCUCUGGAAGAAAACCUGGAGGACAAUCACCCUGGGCUGUGGAGAAUCACCACAGACACCAAUACAACCUGGAGGAAGUCAGCCUGGCAGCUAUGGCAAAACACUGUCUUCCGUCAGCUUGUGCAACAACCAGAGCACCAGUUGUUUUUCUCAGAGUGGCUGGCAACUGAACUCAAAGUCAAGAGAAAUGAAGAUGCCCUGUCUGACCCAGAGAGGCAAGAGUACCAGCAGUGGGCCUGCAUGGCGUUCUACCUGUCUCGCCCUGUGGAGUUGGGGGGCUGUGGGGGAGACAUGAGGAACCUCUGCUCACACAUCGUCCAUGCAAUCAUGGACCAGCAACUAUGUGGCCAAAGCCAGGUGAACCCAGAGUACAGAAUAUCACAAACAGGCACCUGUCUUCCAGACAUCCUAUCCAGAUUACAGGAGCUGGUUUUUGACAUGGAACUGACUGGUCAGUCCAGCAGCCGUAGAAGGGAAGAUGGUGUGUUGGACUUCCUGUUAAUGCAGGUGUCCCAAAGGUGUUCCUCUUCCUUGACCUCUGACCCACAGAGCAUCAGCCCAGAACUCAGUCUGCAGCACACAAUGCAGACAUGGAACAGGGUAUUGCUGGCCCUACCAUCUGUGUUAUUUGUCAAGGUAAAGAAUGAAGGAGGGAGGACGACUUUGGACUGUCACACGCUGAUACAGCAUGUCAACCAGGAUCAGAGGAAGGUGUGUUCCCCAGCUGGCUUGCUACCCUACCACUUAACAGCACACUUCUUGAGAGGGAUCUUUAAUGCCAGUAUCCGGUGUGGUCAAUCAUCUGGAGAAGUCAACAAGGCCUGGUCUCAGAUCAGUCUGCACUGUCCCUUGCUUCUGGUUUCCACAGUGCACUGGUGGGACCAGCUUUCUCCUAUGCUAGCAUCACUAUGGCAUCGUCUCUGUGCUGGAGAGCCUCUACCAGAAAAGCUGCAACUCGUGGCUGACUGUCUUCACUGGGCCUGCAGCUCAAGUAAGAGUGUUCCAGCUCAUGUACCUUCAGCUCCUGCCCUGCUGUUUGCAGCCAGCCUGCAUUGUGCCUGGAAAGGUGCUGCAAGAGAUCGGGAGAUGAGCCAAGGAUUUAAGACCAUCCUGGAGAUGCUGGGACAAAAAAAGGAGAAGCAAAACAGACAGGUGCUGGUUUUUCUACUUUUCCUGUGCAUAAUUGACCUUCUCUCCUUCCUUCUUUGUCCUCAGGAGGAGGAGAGCUGUCCGAGUGCCAAAGAGCUGUGUGCAGACAUCCUGACCGUACUGAUAGAUUUUCCUGACUGGCUACUCAUCUUUAAGUCUCCAAAAGCUGAGCCGGACCUUUACCAGUCAGUUACCCUGGUGGCACCAGGCGAGUGCACCAGGCUGAUGCCUUGGGCCUUUUAUAGCUUACUGCUCAAGCUGAGUCCUGAGACGCUAGAGAGGGCUGUCAAUUGUCCAGGGUUCCUCCACACUGCUGUCCUUUGCUACAUCAAUCUGAUCCAACUGUUCCUGGAUGGAAAAACACCUAAUCCAAUCACAGAACCCGAUGGCAGUCAGAUGGAGCCAUUGCAGAUCUUGAGUAGAGCCCAGCACUUUCUCCUGACAACAAUCUCCCAGACCUCCUCAACCAUUCUCUCCUCCAACAUAUUUAGCCAGCUGGGGGCUCAGUGUGCAGAGCUGGACCCACAGGUAGCAGCAGCUCUGUCACUGCACCGUACUCCCAACAGACUCAGCCCGGAAAUGGAUUUCCUCUGAGUGGGGAAGAACAUUUUCAGUUGGAAACUAGCUAAUGAGAAUAUUUAGAGACAUAGUGAUGCCUAAUUUUCAGCAAACUAUUUUCCGUGGGAGGCAUGUUAUUUCUAGAAACUGUCACUGUUAAUGAUCAGAUUUUUUGAAACCUGAUUUAAUGUCAUCUGUUUUUCCUGCAAACACAUUGUCUGGUACAGCAGCACUAGCUUUUGCUGCAUCCACACUUAAAAAGGAGAUGAACCUGGAGACCAGCAAAAAUUCACAUGUUAUGUUACAGAAAAAAAGUCUGUAUUUGACAGUAAAAUUUGUAAUUCAUGUAAAAGUUGAAUUUCAAGUUAACAUUUUCCAAGUUUGUUUAAAGACCAUUUUGUACCAUAAUGCAAUCGGGACUUGUUCUACAAAAAAACCCAAAAAACCUUAUGCAUUAGUCCCUAAUACUAUUGAAAUACUUUCCAGCCCUUCUCUUUGUGUUUACAAUUCACAGAUAAUCAAAUGUGCAUUGUAAUAACUUAAUAAAACAUAGCUCAUGUUGUAAAGAAAUUCCAUGUUCCUGUGAUCCAUUAUAUACAAUCAUGUAUGAUCACUAUGCAGAUCAUAAAGGCAGAAAAUCUAAGUUGUGAGAAUAUUACACCAGCAAUAAUGAAGGGUACUCAGACAUCUCUGUGACUGUCAGGCCAGGGUCAGAUACAGAACUACAUAGAAAAGCAAUGUUUUAACUAUUUCAAUAGUCCACACACAAACUGUUGGCUUUAGUCAAUAGUUGUAAAUAUCAACUUUUACUUUUUUUUCUUUUCACGGAAGGUACUGCUGAAUUUCAUUUCCAACUUUAAUAUUUGACCCAUUCAAUUUGUUCUUUUACUCUCAAACCAUAACUGUUUUGUUCUCCACUAAGCUCUGCUUUCCUUAAUCCAUUCUCCGUCUCCAUAACGCAACAAUGUUUUGCAGUAUACUGCUCUCCCUCAAAACACACGAAUAAGAAAACAUGAACCUGAAGGACAGCCUGCUGCUCAAUGACAGAGGGCUCUACUUCCACGACUCAACACCCGGGUGCAAAUCACAGUUGAUUGUGGAAAAAGUCAACAGAGUCUGGUGGAAGACUAAGGACACAA
This is a messenger RNA of Lampris incognitus (smalleye Pacific opah), 5554 nucleotides long. RefSeq names its product Fanconi anemia group A protein (gene fanca). The record is from RefSeq and is a predicted model, not a curated record. The coding region runs from base 102 to 4451 and encodes 1449 amino acids. The transcript is spliced from 42 exons. Lineage: Eukaryota; Metazoa; Chordata; Actinopteri; Lampriformes; Lampridae. Gene Ontology annotation, biological process: interstrand cross-link repair. Gene Ontology annotation, cellular component: Fanconi anaemia nuclear complex.